Messenger RNA from Loxodonta africana (African savanna elephant), 6758 nucleotides. RefSeq names its product ArfGAP with RhoGAP domain, ankyrin repeat and PH domain 3 (gene ARAP3). Gene Ontology annotation, molecular function: GTPase activator activity; phosphatidylinositol-3,4,5-trisphosphate binding; protein binding. Bases 1613 to 6214 code for a protein of 1533 amino acids. Gene Ontology annotation, cellular component: cytoplasm. Gene Ontology annotation, biological process: positive regulation of GTPase activity; signal transduction. The record is from RefSeq and is a predicted model, not a curated record. NCBI's taxonomy places the organism in Eukaryota, Metazoa, Chordata, Mammalia, Proboscidea, Elephantidae. The transcript is spliced from 31 exons.
UGCACCCCUGGGGCCCCUGCUUCCCAGACUUUUCCCCAUCACCUUUCCGAGGGCUUUCGUGGGAUCCUCGGCCGCCUCCGCGCCGGCGGCCCUUCCCCUCCGGCCGCGACCCGCCCCUAGCUCCUGUUGUCCGGCGCUGCCCCCUCCCUCCUCACCCCUCCCUGGUCGAGUCCGCGUUGCCCGCCCCCACACUCCUGUCAGCGCGCACCUCCUGGUCCCCAGUCUCGUGCCCUCCGCCGGGCUUGAGUCACCGGGAAACUGGGCUCUGAGUCAGGGCCCGAGGAUCAGCACCGGACCAUGGUUUGGGUAUGGGGCCCCGCUGGAGUGUGGUGGAGGGAGGCCAGGGCUGAGGCUGGGACGGAAAGGGAGGCCUGGUCAGGGACGGAGUAUGAAAUAAACAGAGAGAGCCCUGCAGGCCGAGAUGGGGAGUCAGAGAAGUCUCGAAUCAAGGUCGGAGAGAUGUGGCCAGAGAGACUGAUACAACUAAAGACCGAGUUAGAACUGGAGACUGCGAAAAGGAUAGGCUUCAGUAGAGGGCAAAACAGAGUGGUACAGGGAGAUGGACAAAGAUGGAUUUAGAGGUAGAGACAGAGAUGCGGUGGGAUGGAGGCAGGGACAAGGCAGAGAUAAAACUCAGGGGAGACAGAGUCAGUGAUAGGCUCAGGGAAUAAACAGGGAGAGGCUGGCAGAAUGGGCCAGAGCUCCAGAGAGCUAAGCCCCAGGACAUGGGCAGAAAGGAGGAAGGCUUGGACAAAGCAGAGGUAAGGAGAUGUAAUUUCAUAGGGUGUUCACGCCAACGUGCACACAUGUGUAUUCUGCCAUGGGUGUAAGGGUGGAGAAGACCCAAAGACUCCAGAGCACCCCUAGCAUCUCUGUGGCCCAGUUCUCCCCCAAUCUCUACCCCCAGAUGCCCUCUGCCCAGGGUUCAGACUCCACCUAUUGGGACUGGUUAGGGCUCUCCAGUCAGCCUGACCAGGGCAGGCAGGAUGUGGGGGUGGCUAGGGCUGGAGGGACAGGAAGGAAGUCUGAGCAGAGACAAUAGGUGGAAGGGGAGGAGGAACUGGGAACAGCAGGAUUAGGAUGGCCAACCGGCAUCAUAGCUCAAAACCAGUGGGAGUGGGGUCUGCAUCCCUCUCCCCACCUUAUGGCACGUCUGGAUCAGAACACGCCAGUAGCCCCCUCCUCCCACAAACCCACCAGCCUAUUCUCUCUCACACACACAUACAACCCACACAUAGGUUCUAGCAUCUAGUCCCAUGCUUAUCUCAGCUGGGUGUGCAGUAAAGUAGGGGAGGAGCUUUGAUCCAGACCCAGGGUGGGGCAGAAGCCUGGGGGCCAAGACUACCACCAACUUGCUGUGAGCCUGGUCAAGCCUCUUUCGCUUUCUGGACCUCAGUUUCCUGAUCUGCAAAUGGAGGGAUUCUCCUACAAGAGCUUUUUCUGGUAUUCUGGGGUGGCUCUGCCUCCAGAUCUCAGACCUUUGGACAUUUUUGAUUGGAGAAAGAUUGAAGUCUGGUACUCCCUGUCCAAGCCUCAGGGACAGGGAGGGGGGAUACUCAGCCUGAGCCCUCCCUUCACCCUGCCCCUUCCCCCAGCAAUGGCCUGAGCCCCCAUGGCUGCCCCUCAGGACCUGGACAUCGCUGUGUGGCUGGCCAAGGUGCACCUGGAGCAGUAUGCAGACACGUUCCGGCAGCAUGGCCUGACUACAGCGGGUGCAGCCCGGGGCCUGGGCCAGGAGGAGCUGAGGCAGUUGGGCAUCAGCGCCACAGGGCACCGGAAACGCAUUCUCCGCCUACUGCAGGCGAGUGCUGCAGAGGGCUUCCCGGAUCCCCAGUCAGAUAGUGCCAUGGAGCCAUCCUCCAGUCCAGACCCCCAAGCCCAGACCUCCAAGCCUGUGCCCAAGCCCAGGACAGUGUUUGGUGGGCUCAGCGGCCCUGCCACCACCCAGAGGCCUGGGCCAAGCCCAGCCCUGCGAGGACCAGAAGUUUCCAGGAGCCCAGAGUCCAGCCCAAGGUCCCCUCCUCUCCCUACUGCCUCUUCUGAGCAGACUUCAGCCUUGAAUACUAUGGAAAUGACUCCCAAUGCCAUCUACUUCGGUUUGGACUUAAGAGGCGGGUCACAGGCAACUCAGGACAUAACCCCAGAGAGCUCCCAGAAAGCUGCCCCCACCCCUGCCCUCAGGCCUGCCACCGGCACAGUGCACAUCAUGGACCCUGGUUGCCUGUACUAUGGUGUCCAGCCUGUGGGGGUCUCAGGGUCCCCCGACAGAAGAGAGGGCAGAGGUGUCUGUCAGGACAGGGCUGAACACAGGCUCAGCAGGCAGGAUCUGGAAGCAAGGGAGAAUGCCGGCUAUGCCAGUCUUGAGCUGCCUGGGGACUCCACCUUCUUGAUGCCCACCUUGGACACGGAAGAGACCAGUGAUGACCUCAUUUCACCCUAUGCCAGCUUCUCCUCCACAGCAGACCCCCCCAUGCCCCUGCUCAGUGGCUGGCUGGACAAGCUCUCACCUCAAGGAAACUAUGUCUUCCAGAGACGUUUUGUGCAGUUCAAUGGGAGGAGUCUGAUGUACUUUGGCAGUGACAAGGACCCCUUCCCCAGGGGUGUGAUCCCCUUGACUGCCAUUGAGAUGACCCGCAGCAACAAGGACAACAAGUUUCAGGUCAUCACCAGCCAGAGGGUAUUUGUGUUCCGCACAGAGAACGAGGCUCAGCGGGACACAUGGUGCGAUACGCUGCAAUCCUGCCUGAAGGAGCAGCGCCUCCUGGGCCACCCCCGGCUGCCCCAGCCACCCCGUCCCCUUCGCACGGGCAUGCUGGAGCUGCGUGGACAUAAGGCCAAGGUGUUUGCUGCCUUGAGCCCUGGAGAACUGGCGCUGUACAAGAGUGAGCAGGCCUUCUCUCUGGGCAUUGGGAUCUGCUUCAUCGAGCUGCAGGGCUGCAGCGUCCGGGAGACCAAGAGUCGCAGCUUCGACCUGCUCACGCCCCAUCGCUGCUUCAGCUUCACAGCCGAGUCUGGUGGGGCUCGGCAGAGCUGGGCGGCCGCUCUGCAGGAAGCAGUAACCGAGACCCUGUCUAACUACGAGGUGGCUGAGAAGAUCUGGUCCAACCGAGCAAACCGGCACUGUGCAGACUGUGGGGCUUCGCAGCCAGACUGGGCUGCCGUCAACCUGGGGGUGGUCAUCUGCAAGCAGUGUGCAGGUCAGCACCGAGCGUUGGGCUCUGGAAUUUCCAAGGUGCAGAGCCUGAAGCUGGAUACAAGUGUCUGGAGUAAUGAGAUAGUGCAGUUGUUCAUUGUCCUGGGUAACAAUCGAGCCAACCGCUUCUGGGCAGCGGCAUUACCCCCAGGCGAAAGGCUGCAUCCAGAUGCAUCCCCUGGCCCUAGAGGAGAGUUCAUUUCCCGAAAAUACCGGUCAGGUCUCUUUCGGAAGCCUCAUCCUCAGUAUACAGAUCAUAGCCAGUUUCUCCAGGCACUGUGUGCAGCUGUGGCAGGACCCAACCUGUUAAAGAACAUGGCUCAGCUCCUCUGUGUUGAGGCCUCCGAGGGUGAGGAAGAGCCCUGGACCCCUUCAGCCCUGGAUGGCAACCUCCCUGGCCUCUUGCCCCCAGACCCCUCCCCUGGUGUAUACAACGAGGUGGUGGUGCCUGCCACUUACAGCAGCUUCCUGUACUGUGGUUCCAUCAGCAACAAAGCUGGACCCCCACCCCCUCGCAAGGGCCGGGAUGCUCCCCAACGACUGUGGUGUGUGCUGGGAGCAGCUCUGGAAAUGUUUGUGUCAGAAAGCAGCUCUGAACCCCUCAGCCUCAUCCAGCCCCAGGAUGUUGUCUGUCUGGGCGUGAGCCCCCCACCCACUGACACAGGUGACCUCGACAGGUUCCCCUUUUCCUUUGAGCUCAUCCUUACUGGGGGGAGGAUCCAGCAUUUUGGGACAGAUGGAGCUGACAGUCUGGAAGCCUGGACCAGUGCCCUGGGCAAGUGGUUCUCCCCUCUGAGCUGUCACCAGCUGCUGGGUCCUGGGCUGCUGCGACUGGGCCGACUAUGGCUGCGGUCCCCCUCCCACACAGCCCUGGCCCCUGGCCUCUGGCUGUCAGGGUUCGGCCUCCUUCGUGGUGACCACCUGUUCCUGUGUCCUGCACCGGGUCCAGGACCCCCAGCCCCUGAGGACAUGGUGCAUCUGCGGCGGCUACAGGAGAUCAGUGUGGUCUCUGCAGCUGACACUCCAGACAAGAAGGAGCAUUUAGUCCUGGUAGAGACAGGAAGGACCCUGUAUCUGCAGGGUGAGAGCCGGCUGGACUUCUCAGCAUGGAAUGCAGCCAUUGGUGGGGCAGCCGGCGGGGGCGGUACAGGGCUGCAAGAGCAGCAGAUGAGCCGGUGUGACAUCCCCAUCAUUGUGGAUGCCUGCAUCAGUUUUGUCACCCAGCACGGGCUUCGGCUGGAGGGCGUGUACCGGAAAGGCGGUGCCCGUGCCCGAAGCCUGCGGCUCCUGGCUGAGUUCCGGCGGGAUGCUCGGUCAGUGAAGCUCCGACCAGGGGAGCACUUUGUGGAGGACGUCACGGACACACUCAAACGCUUCUUUCGCGAGCUCGAUGACCCUGUGACCUCUGCACGGUUGCUGCCUCGCUGGAGGGAGGCUGCUGAGCUGCCUCAGAAGAAUCAGCGCCUGGAGAAAUACAAAGAAGUAAUUGGCUGCCUGCCUCGGGUCAAUCGCCGCACACUGGCCACCCUCAUCGGGCAUCUCUAUCGGGUGCAGAAGUGUGCGGCUCUAAACCAGAUGUGCACGCGGAACCUGGCCCUGCUGUUUGCCCCCAGCGUGUUCCAGACAGAUGGGCGGGGGGAACACGAGGUGCGAGUGCUGCAGGAGCUCAUCGAUGGCUACGUCUCUGUCUUUGAUAUUGACUCUGACCAGAUAGCUCAGAUUGACUUGGAAGUCAGUCUUAUCACCACCUGGAAGGAUGUACAGCUGUCCCAGGCUGGAGACCUUAUCAUGGAGGUUUAUAUAGAGCAGCAGCUCCCAGACAACUGUGUCACCCUGAAGGUGUCCCCAACACUGACUGCUGAGGAGCUGACUAACCAGGUACUGGAGAUGCGGGGGACUGCAGCUGGGACAGACUUGUGGAUGACAUUUGAGAUUCUCGAGCAUGGGGAGCUUGAGCGGCCACUGCACCCCAAGGAAAGGGUCCUAGAACAGGCCCUGCAAUGGUGCCAGCUCCCGGAACCCUGUUCAGCCUCCCUGCUCUUGCGAAAAGUCUCCCUUGCCCACGGUGGCUGCCUCUUCACAGGUACCCGGCGUGAGAGCCCACGGAUGGGGCUGCUGCGGUGCCGUGAGGAGCCGCCCCGAUUGCUGGGAAGCCGCUUCCAGGAGAGAUUCUUUCUUUUGCGUGGCCGCUGCCUGCUGCUGCUCAAGGAGAAGAAGAGCUCUAAACCAGAACGGGAGUGGGCUUUGGAAGGUGCCAAGGUCUACCUGGGAAUCCGCAAAAAGUUAAAGCCUCCAACACCGUGGGGCUUCACGUUGAUACUAGAGAAGAUGCACCUCUACCUGUCCUGCACUGACGAGGAUGAGAUGUGGGACUGGACCACCAGCAUCCUCAAAGCCCAGCAUGAUGACCAGCAGCCAGUAGUCUUACGACGCCGUUCCUCCUCUGACCUUGCUCAUCAGAAGUUUGGCACUAUGCCCUUGUUGCCCAUUCGUGGGGAUGACAGCGGGGCCACCCUCCUCUCAGCCAAUCAGACCCUGCCGAUGAAGUCAUCCCAGGGGUCUGUGGAUGAGCAAGAGGAACUGGAGGAGCCUGUGUAUGAGGAGCCAGUGUACGAAGAAGUGGGAGCCUUCCCUGAUCUGACUGAGGAGACCUCCACCUCCUCCACCAUACGGGAGUGGACAGCCAAGCCAGAGAACCCCCUCCCCAGCCAGAGGUUCUUUGAUCAACUUCUGCUCUCCAAGGCAGGCACCCUGGGCUGGGAGGAGAGGCCACCUGAGCCCCCUCCUGGUCCCCCUUCAAAGAGCAGUCCCCAGGCACAUGGGUCCCUGGAGGAGCAGCUGCUCCAGGAGCUCAGUAGCUUCAUCCUAAGGAAAGGAGAAACCACCACAGGCCUUGGCAGCCCCUCCCAGCCCUCCAGCCCCCAGCCUCCUAGCCCCACUGGCCUUCCCACACAGACAUCCAGCUUCCCCACCGAACCCCCUUGUACUUCCAGUCUACCCUCCAGCCAACCCCUCACAUGACCCUAGGACCAGCAGUCUGAGAGGGUAGGUACCCAGGAGGCAGAAGACCCAAGCUCUUACCAUGAAAGACACUGCUGGGAGCUUCCUCUGCCCUGGCUGGAAAGACUGCAGAAUCCAAUGUAGUGCUGUGGGAGGAGCACUGGACUGAGGGUUUAGGAGGCUGUAGUCCCACGGCAGCUCAUGGCCCUUCUCUGGGACUCAGCUCACUUCUCUGUACUGUGAGGUAACUGAAAUAAGGAGAACUCUGUUUCUCAGAGUUGUAAACCUUACAUAUUUUCCCUCAACAAGGACAUCUCCUGCUUUAUGUAUUUGAUAUGUAGGGAUUCUGUGAGAGAUUUGAGGUUUUAAAAAGAAUGGUUUUACUGCAUUAAAGAAAAGGCUUGAAAGCCAGAGGUCUGGGUGAUCUUCAAUCCAUCCUACCCCAUCUCCUACAUUCUGGAAUUACACUGAAGCUCUGGAGUGGAGAGGUCAAUUGGGGCCCCGGACUGGGGCAAAGAGGAGCCAAAAAAGGAUGGGUCACUGUUAAUAAACUUUGGAACCAAAA